ACUAGAUCCAAGUGUCAUCCAACUAGUCACCGUAAGCUUGGAGUUUUCGAUGCAUAUGUACAUCGUACUCUCGUAUGAGCAAAGCAUUCUGGAAGUUGUAGUCCUGCGGUUUGUUUUUAUAGCGGCCUACGCUGGGUCUCACAUCUAUAAAAUCUGAACCGUCACCGCUGAUGAACAUGAUGGACAAACACAAGAGGCAAAUGGCAGAGCAGUUCUUGAAUCAUGCUCUGGGGAUAAUCUACCUGCUGACCGGAGAGGAAUACACCAUAGUGAAGAAGAAUUCCUCCCAUAGCAAGAUUCACCGGUUAACAGGAGAGGACCCUAUAAAGUGUGAUGUUGCUGCUAUGUAUUUCUCUAUGAAGGAGUGGGAUUAUAUAGAGGGGCAGAGUGAGCUUUACAGUGACGUCAUGAGGGAGAACCGCCCGCCACUCCGUACAUUAGACAUCCCAGAGCACGAGAGCUCAGAGGUGACGGAUCAGUGUUGUGAAAGUCUGCACACAGAGGACGACGAAAUAUGCGAAAUUCCACAAGUGGAGACAGAUGUCUGUUCAGGUGAAAAUAACACUGUAUUAAGCACUGACCAAUCAGAUGACCCGUGUGUAAGUAGUCAGCUGGAAUCUACAGAGCAUCAAAUCUCCGGCAAUAUCCGGACAGAGUUCCAGAAUAAAAAUCUAUAUAAUGUAUUAGUUAAGGAAGAAAGUGAGGAUACUGCGCAGAUAGAAACUGACUCAGAUCCCAGUGCAGAGUUCCAGGAUAAAAAUCUAUAUACUGUUUUAGUUAAGGAGGAAAGUGAUACUCAGCGGAUGGAAAACCACCCAGAACCCCGUGCAUCCGUAUCAACUCACCAGGUUGUUAAAGAAAACUCCCACACAGUAUCCUGCUCAUCGGUGGAGCUUAACGAAGAGGAUCACAGUCUGUCUAUGAACAUUGACGACUCUGAAAUAAACACCUUUAAAAUAUCAGAAUUCCAUGACUAUGAAUUCCACACCUCUAAUGUAACGUCCUAUCAAUAUCCUCAGACAUCCAGUAAUCUAAAUGGGAUGUUUGCCAAUGACUAUAGUGAUAGACUAUGCGGAACCAGGAUAUUUAAUAAGAUGGCAUUUAAUGAACAUGAAGGAUCUUUUGUGGAACCUGGAACACGUGGUACAAAAAAGAGACAAUUUAUUUCCCGUAAAGGACCAAAAUCACACGUUUGCUAUGAAUGUAAAAAAGUUUUUCCCAAAAGGUCCAUAUUGAUUAUACACCAGAGAACACAUACAGGAGAAAAGCCGUUUAUCUGUAAAGUCUGUGGCAAAGGCUUUCCUGAUAGAUCAAGUGUGAAUAGACACCACAGGAAACAUACAGGAGAGAGGCCAUAUAUUUGCUUGACAUGUGGGAAAAGCUUCUAUGAAAGGUCGUAUCUGAUUAGACACCAACUAACGCACACAAAAGAGAAGUAGUAUUUGUGCUAUGUCUAAAUGAACCCUUAAUAAUUUAUGCUCAGUGGCACCAGGUUUGCCAUGAACGGGGGAAUGAAUAAGAUAGUGAAGCUUGUCUGGUGAACCAUCUGGAGCCCUAUAUUAGAAAGAAGCUAUCUAUUUGCCCUAACUAUAAGAAAUGCUUGACAAACUCAGGACUGGCUGGAGAUAUUGUGCUGCCUGUGUCCAAGAAUGCAAUGAUGCCCCCCCCCAAGUAGUAACAUUACUGAUUAGCAUAUCAACUUACUAGCAUGGCUGGUGACCUUACUAAGCCUGCCUACCUGCCCCUUGUUAAGUGCUGCCUGAGUCCAUUGGACCCACUUGGUCAAAUGGUUGAGCCGGCCCUGAACCAACUCAAAAAUAGUAUUGCGGCAACUUAAAGUGAUGGUAAAUCCUAGCAUUUGUGAAACACUAAGAUUUAUCAGUAGGACAAAUAAAGGGGACUUUCAGUCAUGAAGUAAAAAAUACUUCAUGCUGAAAGUUCCUUUAUUUGUUUGAAGCGUUCGCCGCACUAGGCUCCUCAGGCCGCCCACGGCAGAACGCUAUUUUGCUGUGAGGUGACUUUAUACACAU
Bombina bombina (fire-bellied toad) is the source of this 2030-nucleotide messenger RNA. Its product is annotated as gastrula zinc finger protein XlCGF53.1. Lineage: Eukaryota; Metazoa; Chordata; Amphibia; Anura; Bombinatoridae. Gene Ontology annotation, molecular function: RNA polymerase II cis-regulatory region sequence-specific DNA binding; DNA-binding transcription factor activity. The record is from RefSeq and is a predicted model, not a curated record. Bases 171 to 1439 code for a protein of 422 amino acids. Gene Ontology annotation, biological process: regulation of transcription by RNA polymerase II. The transcript is spliced from 9 exons.